AUGGGAUUUAGUCCCGUGCUUUACUCCUAUUGGCGGAGUUCGUGUUCUUGGAGGGUAAGAAUUGCAUUGAAUCUAAAGGAGAUACCAUAUGACAUAAAACCUGUGAGUCUGGUAAAAAGUGGCGGAGAACAACAUUCCAAUGAAUUUCGAGAGAUUAAUCCAAUGGAGCAAGUGCCUGCGCUCCAUAUUGACAAUCAUACACUAAUAGAGUCUCUAAAUAUUCUGCAAUACUUGGAAGAGACCAGGCCGAAUCGUCCAUUGAUGCCGGCGGAUCCUGUCAAAAGAGCUAGAGUAAGAGAGAUUUGCGAAGUAAUUGCCAGUGGCAUACAACCUUUGCAAAAUCUCGUUGUUCUAAUUUACGUCGGAGAGGAACGUAAGAAGGAAUGGGCGCAACAUUGGAUCACUAGAGGAUUUACAGCUGUGGAGAAGUUGUUAUCGUCGAGUGCAGGCAAAUACUGCGUCGGUGACGAGAUUACGUUAGCGGAUUGUUGCCUAGUGCCACAGAUAUUUAACGCGCGAAGGUUUCACGUCGAUCUGAGACCUUUCCCCACGAUUCUGAGGGUGGACCGUCAUUUGGAGCAUCACCCGGCCUUUACCGCGGCUCACCCCAAUAACCAGCCCGACUGUCCGCCCGAGGCGACCAAGUAGCAAGCGAGGCAGACCACCCUUUUCCUCUUCUAAUUCUUUAGGAGCAUGGAAAGAGGUGGUCCAACAUUAUGUGGUCUCAUAGUGACAAAAGGUGAUACGAGAUUCAUUCAUGCGUUCAUUGCAUAUUUCACAUGCACUUGGGAUCGCACCAAUCAUUUCGAUUAAUCAAAUCUCUUGUUUCUAUAUAUAUCGUAAAUAAAAUUGUAAUCUAGAAAAGAGAGAAUAGCAAAUUGCUGAACCAAAUAACAUAAUCCAAUACAUCAUGAAAAUUCAUUGCGCGUAUCUUUGAUUAUGCAUGCGGAUUUAAUCAUUGCGAUAGCGAGUAUACGAGAAAGUUAUCUUUAACUCGCACUAUCAGCCAAUAAAUUGCUGUUAUAUAUUUCGAUAAUGGUAUUUAUAUAUACCACAUACCAAGAAAAUUGUCCGAUAUUAGUUGCACCUUUUAUCACUUAUGAACUGCAUAUCGGUACCGAAAUGGUUAACGGCUAGCAACAAAAGCGAGUAUGGUAUCGUUUUUGAUUUUAGAUCAUGUUUAUUUUUAGAACACGGACUCGCGCCAUUUCUGUACUUGCAAGGAAAGGGAAAAAAAUAUUGGCCUAUUUUUUAAGUUUUGUUACGUUUUUAUAUACGAUUUUACACGAUCGAUCGAAAUUUAUUUUCACGAUGUGUAUUUUUCACACGAUAUUUUACAAAGAUAUAUUAUUGACCUAUCCCGAAUAGGUUCUGUUUUGAAAUCAAAAGUUUACUUUUUAUAUACUUAUUAUAAUUUUUUAUUUUUCACUUUUGCUUACAUAGCGUAAGAGAAAAAGAAGUGGAUGUUGCUAUUAAAUCCUAGCGAAUACCCCGAACUCUUCGCUGGUACGUAGGGUAAUGACUCUCGUAUUUACGCGAUAUAUACGAAGCACACACGAAUAAAUUCAUAACGCGAAACGAUCAAAUAUUCGAAGGGAAACGUGUAAUAAGGGAAUGCGCUCUGCUCAAUAUCUCCCAGAAUACCGACGAAAAAAGUACAAAUCGCACAUUUUCUUUGAUAUCCCAGUUGUAGAGUACAUUAGAUUUGCUCGUUUUUUUUUUUAUUUACACUUUUGCAUUGAAAUAUCCAAUAAAUGAUUUAUCUUGUCUCAAGAUGAUUCAAUACACAGUAGCCUAAUAAAAUAUAUAUUAAAGUAACCAUUUUUUUGUCUCCAAGUGUUUGUACUUGGCGCUUUUUUAUCUCUUUUUUUAGAAAAGUAAUUAAAACUUUUUUUUAUAUACUUUUUUAUACUUUGGAAACGUUUAAGCAAUUUUUGUAAUAAAUGCGGAUAAAACGAGCAGAUCUAUCGUAUUUUUUAUGUAUGACACCGUGUAAUAUAUUUUUUUACUUUACGAAAUAAUUUUUAGGUUUAAACAAUAUUUCUUUAUCAGAAAUGUACCGAACUUCUCGAUAUGUGUAUUUUUAAAAAAACGGACUUGUUACGCGUAAGUUACGUGUAGUUAGAUAAUCUGUGAUUUGGAAUUACGUUGUGCAGAACCGAAGUGAGACGUUGAUGCGAAGAUUAGAAUGUGCCAUUGAAAUGCCGUAGUACAAUCGCGAACAAUUUCAAACGCAAACGAGAGAGAUACGUGUGUCGACAGAAUCAAAAUGUAUAUUUAUGCUCUUACAAAUAGUUUUCCGGGUUCAGAGCAUGUAAACAGAGAGAUAUCGAUAUUUUUCACGAAUGUUUUUUAUAGGAUCGCUCUUAUUGUAAAGCUGUGUUAUAUACAUAGCCUUCGUGUGCCCUUCGAGAAAUUUAAUAAAAAUAAAUGCAAACGUAGCGUUCGUAAAAAAAAUCGAGUCCUGUAGAUAUAUCGAACACGACCGAUCUCUAAAGGCCGAUAAUCAAAUUACACCUGGCAUUCUUCCUUAUUGCCGCGUUAUCCUUCUUCUUUUCCUUGUUUUACAAACGUCAUGACAUUUGCACAUAUUUGGAAUUUCACGUAUUGUAUAAAAAUGAUUUCUUGUAUAUCGCUCACGUCAUAACUGCCUUUUUGAAACUUUAACGAGUACUUCUUCCAGCUGUAGCCUCCAGCCUUCGCAAUUAUUUUUCUAUAGCAGAUAUAGUAUCGUGUAAUGAAGGUAUAAUUCUCUUUGUGCGCUUUCCGAUGGUGGAUUAAGGAUCAAUCAAUCACAGGGUGUCCCACAAUUAAACCAUCAACAAGUUUUGCUAGUAUACUCUAUAUAUAAAAAAAGAUGUUAUAUCAGCAUUGUAUCCGAAAACGUUUCAUUAUCACAUUACAUUAAAAAAAUAAUACAUUCGCUUAAUUAUCCGUUUCUAAAUGCCGUUCUUCGUCUCUAAUACAUACAUUGUAAGGAGAUAAAAUUUAGCAUCCUACGAAUUCCAACAUUUUUAUUUCGUUUUAGCUCAAUGAAUGGCAAAUUAAUUUUAUCGAUGAAUUUUUAUUACGAAUCGACUCUUGCAUGAUACGUUUGCUUUUACAUAUUUCCAUAUAAUUUUUUAAUAAAACGUCUCCAUAAAACAUGCUGAUAAAGUUUGACUGUUUAACCUUGGGACACCCUAUAUAAGAAUCGUCGCAAUUUGAAAUGUUCUAUGUCGCGCAGUACUUUGGGACGAAUAAGAACACGCGUGUCUAUACACACGCUCACACAUAGACGUAUAUUAAUCGACCGAGUGAUUAGAUAAUAAUGUAUAUAAUCUUUGUACGCGAGCCACACAUUCCCCUCCCACAGAGACCAGCUCUACAAAUAUCCAAUAUCGAGAUGAAACAAGCAUACUCGAAAUCGAUCGAAACUCUCAUGUGUGUUUGCUACGUUUUGAUAACAGCGCCUAUGCAUAUUAUGUGAUGAUUCGAGAGUUAUGUACGAGUUAAAAGGAUCUCGUUGUAAUAAACGACGAUCCUUGGCGUAAUUAAGGGUCAACGGAUGAGAUCUCGUAUCUGAAUGUGAUCUUGCGCCCGUUUAUCGAAUUUUUGUGCCCAAGUUACGAGAACUCGUAAAAGCGGACAAGUUAAUAAUAAUUUUGUCGAAAACGAGCUGUGUUAUUUGUAAUUAUUGCGGUAGCUCUUAUACGAUAUUAUAAAUAUAUAUAUAUCUUGAUAACUAGUUUCGAAAGAUUGCAAUUUCGUAAGGUAAAGUCGACUUAUGAUUAAACAAAGAACACAUUUUGUCAUCUAUUUAACAGCUCUGGAGCUUAAUUUAGGAAGAGUUGUAGUUUAUUACUUGGAAUAUUAUAAUAUUCAGUCCUCUCUCCUCUUUUUACAGGAAUUCUUGUCUCCGAUUUAAAUAAGUAAUUUGUAAAUCGCUCUUAUUUUACAUUUAUACGCGAAAAGGAAUCCCCCAAAUUGCUUUAUUCGUGCUUCCUCGUAGUUCCCUAAAGAGUAGAUUUACAGACAUUUUACUUGCAUACUUAUCUUUUGUAUCGGAGGGAGGAAGAGAUCUCUCAAUUUGAUUUUUGUCCUGUAGUUCUUCUUUUGCCACAGAUAAAAACCUUGCUUCUGUUGUGAUCUUUCGCUACCUAUAGAUCUUCCGGUAUCUUAUUUCCGACGAACUGACGUAUCAUCCGUAUAACGUAUGCGUGAGAAAUAUAAAAGCGACACUCGCAUUCUGCCAGAGAGCAAUGAAAGGAUAAAUUAAUUGUAUUAUAUUUUUAUUACUUUAGUUUCGCUCUUCUUUUUUUUCCAGUCGCCGUUUAUGGUUCUACAAUUUAGCUUUAAGAAUGCUAGCUCGGUAACGUUUUUACGAAUCCAUCAGUAUCGCUGUAUAACCCGAUCGAGAAUAAUAUGGCAAUAAACGCGGCCAUACAAUCUUCUCCCGUCACGAUAGUUCUAAAUCGAUUCUUAUAGACGACGUAACAUUUUUUACGCGGAUGCGUGUGAGGCCGUUUAGGAUGAGCAAAUGAGAGCGUGUACAAUAAAUGUAGCGACUGACACGUUGAUCUCUUCAAAGCGAGGAAGAGUACGAGGGGCGCGUAGAUAUUUUGUAAGCGAGAAAAAAGAUGAUGUAUGUUCACACAAUGCUUAUAUAGCGAAUAAAAGAUUCUGUGUCAAUAGUGUAUGUAUAACUACACAUUCGUGGUAGAAUCGCGAUAAAAGGAGAAAGAUCAAAACAGUAAGUGCAUUCGUAAUUGUACCGUCAUUAUAGCCGAAUAAAGCUACGUUUGGUCUGUAGUGGCAUAUUUUUUACUAUGAGCGAGAGCUUUUUGAUGUAAUGAAAGGUCUACAAAAAUAUAUAAACGCUAAUGAUUACCUUUAACGUUUCUUCUGUCUGCCGCGAAAGUUUUUGCAAGUUUUAUAUUUUUCUGCUUUUACACAAUCCCAAAUUAUUCCCAAAUAUAGAAAAAUUAUUUAAAUAUCUUUUCUUUUUUAUUACUCGAAUGUAACUUCUUCUUAUUAUGACUAAAAUAAUGUUAUUAAUUUUCGAGAGAGAGAUUUUCGUUGCAACAAUACGAAUACAUUAAUUAAUAAAACAGAAGCGAUAAAAAAUAAAUAUCUGACUUACCAAUGAAAACUGCAUCAAACACUUUAUCUUCCUGUGGUUUCCCCGAGUCGUCUUCUUAAAAAAAAAAAAAUAAUUCUCUUCGACAAAUCGAAUCGCGUGGUACGAACAUAACUCACGAUAUUUCGCCAUAAAUCAAUAUACAAUGCGUGCAAGAGCUCGAAAUAAACUGUCGGGACUGAUUAUAAUUAUCUGUACAAAAAUAGCUUUUUAUUUCUUACUUCUUUAGAGUUUACAUUACAUAUCUUUCUCUUUUAUCAAAAACUCGAUAAUAAGAUCGUUCGAAAUAGACCGUAUAACUCGAUCGUCGAUACUCUACCCGCUGAUAUCACCACCUCCUUCUCCGUCUUAUUUACAAACAAUUCGUCUUAUAAAAAAAAUACAAUCCUUCAUUUUCUACUGACUAGUUAGAAGAGACUAUAGCGUCUCUCAUACGCUCGAGAUUGUACACUUAAUGGAAUGUAAAACGAGAAGAAAAGAAAAAAAAAAGAGAGAAAAAGAUGCGUGUAUCCAUAAUUAAUUACGACAUACUUAAUGAGAUACACAUUGCGUGUGUAUAUAUAUACAAGAAGAUAUACAAAUAUAUUAUAUAAAUUCGAAUACUUUAAUAUAAAAGCCGUGUGAUAUGCGAAACAAUUCGCCUGUAUGCCUUAACAUCACAAACUUUAUUGACAACGAUUUGUUGACAUCGACCUAUGUCCCCAACUUUUUGGAAUCGGCCGGAUACGCAUAUAAUCGCGUCUCACUCGAAUAUUGCCACGAAUACUGUAUACAUCGAACGAUUCUCUUUCUCACGCACAAUGAAAUCUAACGCCUUCCAUUUGCCGCCGCGUAAAGAUCUUACAAUCUCAAGGAUCAACGGUACAGUUGCGAGUACAUCGCGUUACAUAAUAUUUUACCGUGAGAGAGACACAUUAAAAAAGAAACUAUUAAAAAUUUCUGCUCGUCUACCGCACUUCAUUAAGGAGAUUAAAAUAAUCAUAGCGUAUACGCAGGAUGAUCCCCUUAAAAACAUUAAUAUUAACAAUAAUUAUGAUCCUCUGUCUUUCUCUGUGGAAACAAAAGCGAUUAACUUUAACCGAUGUUUAAGGGGGAAAAUCCAGAAAUUAAAACAAUAAUCAUAAAUACUACGCGCGCGAUCUGUCCAUCUGUACCGUUGCGAUAUAUUUUCCUUUCUUUUCUCUUUUUUCUCUUUUUUUUUGUCGAAAUUUGGAAGGCUAUCUCUCGUUCGUCGCGAAUCCAUCGCCGUCUAUAAUCGUGGGAUUAGAUACAGACCUUCCCAAUUUCCACAAAAUUACAAUCGUGCUUCGUUAUUUCGAUCGAGUAUAUAGAACAGAAGAGACCAGAGCGUGUUAUCGAGAAAUUCAGCCGGAAGAUUUUUUGGUGAAUGAAAAGAGAGAGAGACGAUGAACGCGUAUGAUGUGAUCAUACUGCGACACUGAAUGGACAAAUGGAUGGAUGUAUGGACGGUGGCCAGGUCAUGAAAUGAAGAACAACAGAAUGCAUUUAAUGAGCGAUUGUUUAUUAUGCUCUUAUUAUGGUCACUUGUCAUACAGGUAACGAUGCUUCUCAAUGAGUGAAAAUAGUUAAUAUAUUAUGUUUGUUUGUUUGCUUUUUUUUUUUUUUUUACUUUUAUAUAAUUAUUCAACAUUGAAUGGAGAUAAAUUGAGAGAUGAUGAAAGAAUAACAAUUUAUGGAUGCAAAUAAAUGUGGUUAGAGUGUAAAGUAAUAA
Molecule: messenger RNA, 6851 nt
Organism: Formica exsecta
Lineage: Eukaryota; Metazoa; Arthropoda; Insecta; Hymenoptera; Formicidae
Product: probable maleylacetoacetate isomerase 2
Exons: 5
Coding region: 1-648 (215 amino acids)
Biological process (GO): glutathione metabolic process; L-phenylalanine catabolic process
Cellular component (GO): cytoplasm; mitochondrion
Molecular function (GO): glutathione transferase activity; maleylacetoacetate isomerase activity
Source: RefSeq, a predicted model, not a curated record